Stegastes partitus (bicolor damselfish) is the source of this 1343-nucleotide messenger RNA. It is a transcript of the gene bloc1s3, whose product is annotated as biogenesis of lysosomal organelles complex-1, subunit 3. The record is from RefSeq and is a predicted model, not a curated record. The transcript has 5 exons. Gene Ontology annotation, cellular component: BLOC-1 complex. NCBI's taxonomy places the organism in Eukaryota, Metazoa, Chordata, Actinopteri, Pomacentridae. Bases 72 to 659 code for a protein of 195 amino acids.
GAUUGGUUCUUGAAAAACAAGCCACUUCCUGAUUACUCAUGUGAUCUGUAUUUGGAUGUUGCAGGAAAGUCAUGUCCAACAGGUACCAGAUAGUGGUGCAGGGCGAGGCGUCCGAGACUGACUCUGAUGAUGAAGUCUACAUCACCUCACUGACUGCUGCCCAGACUGUCACUGCCGGAGCAAAGGUUCCAGGAGAGGCGUCUGAAACGGACAGUGAGGGUGAGACGGACGAGGCUGCCCGAAGCUCUGCAGUGAGACAAGAGAGUGCUCAGAUACUCAAGAGAGACCUGCCUCCUCUUAUUGUAGUCAGAGACCACCCUGACAUACAGUCCAUAGUGGAGGACAGGCCAAGCCCCUCACAUAAGCCACAAGGUGACACCCUUUUACAACAGAAGCUGCAGGAGUCUAACAGCCGGCUGUAUUCUGACGUGGGAUUAAUGGUGCGGCAGGUUUAUGGCAAUGCCAGCAAAGAGGUUCGCACUGCAACAUCUCAGCUGAAUGCCUCACAGACCGCCAUCAUCAACGCGUCUCACAGCAUCAGAUUAAUCCUGGACGACCUGAAGGCUGUGUCCGAGAAGAUUGACAUCAUCACCAGCUGUCAAAUACUGCCCGAUAUUAACAUCAAUAAUCCAAAUAAUUAUACUGCUCCUGUACCUUAACAAAAUAAAUGAAGAUCCACUUUGAAAUAAACAUAUCGUGACGAUAUUUACACUGAGUAUCUGUGAGAAGGACUCAAGCUGCACUAAAUAGCAUGCUAGCUCUACUACUGUGUUUACAUACAAUGCCUAUGCAUAAAUACAUAUAUUUAAAGGUUGCACACUACACAUGUAUUUACCUGUCGGGUACUGCCUGUCCUUGUGUUCGGGGUUUAAGAGUAGGAGUCAAGAAACAACAUACACGUUCUGUCAUCUCAUGUUUUGUUGAUCUCUUCCAAAGUUACACAUUUAUACAAAAAUUGACAUUUAUUUAUCUUACUACCGAUACAACUAAUGUAACUCGACAUUAUUUCAUAAACCAAUCUUGACUGAUUUUUGUACUUUUCUGGUCCUUUGUGAUAGGUCAAGAAAAUAGACCUGUAUGAGUUUCUUAUGUUGUUUUUUAUUUGCUUGUGUGCUAAAAUUGUUAAAAUAAGGGUAAGUCAGUAAUAUAAAAUCACACAUUUCCAUUAGUUCCUAAUGUUGCUCUCAUUUCUCAUUGUUUUGGCAGCCAGGAUGCUCUCUCUCUCUCUCUCUCUCUCUUUUUUUUUUUAAACGAUUCUGACUACAGAGUUGUAAAUUCCCAGAAGCAAGAUGAUGAUUCAUUAAUGAGGCUUUGAAUAAAAAUCAAUGUGGAGAAAACUAAAA